Salvelinus fontinalis (brook trout) is the source of this 3403-nucleotide messenger RNA. RefSeq names its product zinc finger protein GLIS3-like. The record is from RefSeq and is a predicted model, not a curated record. Gene Ontology annotation, cellular component: nucleus. Bases 308 to 2713 code for a protein of 801 amino acids. Gene Ontology annotation, biological process: regulation of transcription by RNA polymerase II. The transcript is spliced from 10 exons. Gene Ontology annotation, molecular function: DNA-binding transcription factor activity, RNA polymerase II-specific; RNA polymerase II cis-regulatory region sequence-specific DNA binding. NCBI's taxonomy places the organism in Eukaryota, Metazoa, Chordata, Actinopteri, Salmoniformes, Salmonidae.
GAUACACGUCCCUGCUGGAGAUGAUGACUAAAACGAAUAUCCUACGUAGACUACAAACAAGAGGAGAGCGCGUGCCACUAACUUCCUCACAAUUUCUCAAACUCUCAGAGAACAUAGAGGGGUAUAAUAUAUCUAAACAACAGUGUGGUGAUAUUGAGAAAUUAUUGUAUAACCUAGAUACAUUAUUUUAUCGAAGUCAUCGUCACCUUGCCGUUUCCAGUUUUCAUCUUGUCAAUCUACUGCGCGCGAAUUCACAGACGAUAGUUUAAGUGAAUACUUUUCAGGUUACUUUGUCUCAGGACCAAGUAUGCAAGUGUUGGGCCAGCAGGCUGGUGCUAACCUCUGGGUCACCUGUAGUCCCAUGGUGGUCCAGAGCCUGUGUUCAGUGUCUCCUGUCACGAGUCAGGCCUACACCUCUGGGCCUCUGGUACCACACCACCAACCCCCACAAGGCCUGGUGGUACCUUACACAGAUGCCAGGUCCUUGCUCUCCAGAGAGUCCCUGGCAUCCACCACCCUGAGCCUAGCAGAGACCCAGUCAGUUCUGAGUGGCAGACAGGAGUGGCCCUAUGGCUACCCGGUCCUUCCUCCACUCUGCCCACAACAGGGUUCCACCCAGGCCAGCAAGGGGGGUGAGCUGCUCAGCCUGCCCCCUGGCACUGCCAUGUCUGGGGGCACCAGCAUCUCCAACUCUGCCUCCCUGCCCUCCUACCUGUUUGGGGGAGAUGCCAACAGCCCCCGGCAGUACUCAGCCCACUCCAAAAAGAAGGCCCUCUCCAUCUCACCUCUGUCAGACAGCCAUGGCCUUGACUUCAACUCCAUCAUCCGUACCUCGCCCACCUCGCUGGUGGCUUACAUCAAUGGCUCCCGGAGCUCUCCGACCUCCCACCACACCCUUUCACCCCUCCAGCCUGAGGUCUAUGGCCACUUCCUGGGGGUGAGAGGGAGCUGUAUCCCCUAUCCUCAGACUUCAGGCCUCCUCAGCCUACCAGGCUCCACGCUCGCUCUGACCCCACUGAGUGACCCCAAACCUGGAUUGGAGUGUGGCCGCAUGCAGAGGCUGGAGCAGGGCGGGGCGCUGGAGAGCCAGAUGGCUAAUAUGGUGGUGGAGCAGCAGUGUCUCCCAGAGGAGGGAGGGACACCACAGAGGGCUGCCAGUAACACUAAUGACCUGGUGCCAUCUCUACACUUUCAGCUAGAGUUGGCCACCAUCAUCAGAUCAGAUAGUCCACCGCAGGGCCCCCCACCUCCUUACCACUCUCACUACCAGCACCGCCAACUCCAAAGACCCCCUAGCCACAUCCAGGGUCAGGCCCAGUCCCAGGGCCCUGUCUCUCAGCCCCCCCCAGCUCCCCCUGGGCAUGGGACCAGCCUCGUGCCCCAUCCCCUGUCCCUCUUCCCCAUGCAGGAGGAAGAGGAGGGGGAGCUGGAGGACUACAGUGGGGGGCACUGCUGCCGCUGGGUGGACUGCAGUGCUGUGUAUGACCAAAAGAAGGAGCUGGUUAGGCACAUAGAGAAGCGCCAUGUGGACCAGCGGAAGGGCGAAGACUUCACCUGCUUCUGGGCGGUGUGUCCACGCAGGUUCAAGCCGUUCAAUGCCCGCUACAAACUCCUCAUCCACAUGAGAGUCCACUCUGGAGAGAAACCCAACAAGUGCACGUUUGAGGGCUGUCAGAAGGCUUUCUCUCGGCUGGAGAACAUGAAGAUCCACCUGCGCAGCCACACUGGAGAGAAGCCUUAUAUAUGCCAGCACCCCGGCUGCCACAAAGCCUUCAGCAACUCCAGCGACAGAGCCAAGCAUCAGCGCACACACCUGGACACGAAGCCGUACGCGUGUCAGAUCCCUGGUUGUGUAAAGCGCUACACUGACCCCAGCUCCCUGCGCAAGCACAUCAAAUCCCAUUCAUCCAAAGAGAGGCAGUUUAGGAAAAAGCUGAGGUCAUCAAUUGACAUGAGCCAAGAGACAUUAACGGACUGUCUAACCAUCCAACCCCUGCUACCCAGCCUCUCUCCUCUGGACAUGAUUAACAGCAAGCUGGGCCAAUCACCAAUACCUUCCCUAGAUCUCUACACAGAUCUGCUGACCAGUGGGCAGUCUAGCCACUGUGUGUCUCUAUCCAUCCCUUUUCCUCCAGCUGUUCCACAGGGCCAACCCUCCUCAAACAGCUCACACCUGGCUCUGCUGCGCCCCCAGCAGGACAGUUAUAGGUUUGUUGAUAGGUCCACCCACCAACUCAACCCCGGGUCCCACCAACACCAACUGCCUGGCCCCUCCAGUCCUCACACUCACCAUCCUGCGGUCUUAUCCCUAAAGACCAGCACACCCCUGAAUCAUCCCAGUCACACUCCUGUAGUAAACAUAGACCAACACCCAGGUUUUAGUGGUCAGAUCCAGAUGGUGUACUCUCCAUUAUACAAUAAUGGUACACAUAAAUCCACCAAGCAGACGAACUCCUGUCACCUGAUGGAGAUCCAAGAGUUUGAUGAUAGCCUUUCUCCAACAUUCACAACUCAGAAAAGACUAGACAUCUCCCAAAGAGCUCUGUCUGGGCUCACAGUAUAUGACCUGCAGGGUGCAUCACAGGAUCUGCUUGUUAACCCAGUGCCAGUGAUGUCAGAGGACGCUUAUUUACAUGUCAGUGCAGUGGACCGUUGCCCUAGCCAACUGUCCUGUAUCUACACUGAGGGGUCAGCAAAUCUACCUCUUUUCUAAAACAGAUACUCUGUAAUACAACUCGUACAACAACUAUAUUGUUCUUCAGCUACAUGUUCCUUGACAUUGACCUGAGUGUGAUGCCCAUCUUGGGUGAGAACUGUAGACAUGAGGGGACAUUUAGUAGCUUUAAUUAAAUAGGCAAAAUGAACAUGCCCACAUCACUUAUUAACUGAUAUUAGUCAAUGAACAUUGUUUUCAUCAUGGCAAGUCAUGAUAAUUCUGACAUCUUUAGAUGCUGUCUUCAUUCAAGUCAGUAUCAUCAGAUCUCAGAGUCUAAGCCCACAAUGAAAGUGCCUCCUAAAGAUUGUAUACUGAAAAAGAAUUGCAGUUCUGUGGAUGCCAAUGAUAUUGAGAUUUGGAGGAUGUUUUUAUGUUUACAUUAAUUGAAUGCAUUUGUACAGUUAUAUCAAAAUAUUGUCCCUUCUUUUAUGGAAUUAUUCUAUGUAAAUUCCAUAAGAAGCACAUUGAAGGCAUGUGUGUGUUGUUCUUUUUCAUAUGUGUGUUGUUCUUCGUAGCAUAUGUAUUCAUUUCAUGAAACAAUGUCCUUCGAUAAAUCAAAUAUAUUUUUGUGCGAAUAUGUUGAGGAAUCUGAUUUGAAUUGUUGUUUUUUAAUUUUAAAAAAUUAUGAUUGAGCCUAGAGAAUAUUUGAGGUUUUUGUAAGAAGGCAUGUCUAUCUACUGUUAUACA